GGUACGCGCAGGGGGCUGACGCGACGUUCCCGGAGCGAUAUCCUUGGGAUGUUUCACCCGGCCGAAAGGCGGAAGAGCCGCGAGCAAUCGGGACGACGCUGAAAAUCCCCGUCGGCUGUUCGGAGUCUGCAGCUCCUCUGGGAGGAUGGACGACGCCCUGAGGAACCGGACGGUGGAGGAGCUCCAGGAGCUGCAGGAAAACGCGGAGGAGAUCGAGCGCCUGGCCCUGGAAUCCCGGGAGGUUCAGGAGCUGCAGCUGGAGAGGGAGAUGGCCCUUGCCGCCAACCGGAGCUUGGCCGAGCAGAACCUGAAGUUCCAGGCGCCGCUGGAGACGGGGCGCGCCGACCUCUCUAACAAAUACGAAGAGCUGCAGGAGCUGGCUGAGCGGUGUAAAGAGCAAAAGGCAAAACUGGAGAAAUUUUCAGCGGCGAUGCAUCCUCAGGCCUUGCUGGAUCUCCUGCAGGUGGAAAGCCAGAAAAUCGAAGAGGAGUCUGAGAAAAUGGCCGAGAGGUUCCUGGAGGGCGAGGAGCCCCUGGAGACGUUUCUCGAGCGGUUUGCCGUGAUGAGGAAGUUGUCCCACUUGCGCCGGGUCAGGGUUGAAAAGCUGCAGGAGAUGCUGAGGAAGUCGGAAGCGGCGCAGGAGCCCGGCAGGGACUCUCGGCAGCGGCCGGCGCCCCCCCCCCUGCCUGGG
Molecule: messenger RNA, 691 nt
Organism: Pygoscelis adeliae (Adelie penguin)
Lineage: Eukaryota; Metazoa; Chordata; Aves; Sphenisciformes; Spheniscidae
Gene: VPS37C
Product: vacuolar protein sorting 37 homolog C (S. cerevisiae)
Exons: 5
Biological process (GO): ubiquitin-dependent protein catabolic process via the multivesicular body sorting pathway; protein targeting to vacuole; protein targeting to membrane
Cellular component (GO): ESCRT I complex
Source: RefSeq, a predicted model, not a curated record